This is a messenger RNA of Mercenaria mercenaria, 727 nucleotides long. RefSeq lists its product as uncharacterized. NCBI's taxonomy places the organism in Eukaryota, Metazoa, Mollusca, Bivalvia, Venerida, Veneridae. The record is from RefSeq and is a predicted model, not a curated record. The coding region runs from base 333 to 704 and encodes 123 amino acids. The transcript has 2 exons.
CUCCUGAGCUCUCGCCGCGUGCACGUCGCGGAGCAGGCAUGCGGCUCUACCGGAAGUGGUCAUAACUAUAUUGAGGACAGCCGGUAGAGUCACAACAAAGGGCGAGGGCAGUGGCCCUAAGAAGGAUUGUUUUACCACCUCUUUGUAUUGUCAUCUUCCACGCUGAACGCUGAAAUUGGUACUCCGCAAGGAUUACGAGGGACAGCAUGACAAGACGCCCGCUGACGCUCUAGGAUGGACAGUGAAGGCGCGAAUACUCUCGCUCAUAUGGGACUCCCGGCAGCGAGUAUAAAUAAAACUACAUAUCAUCAUCUUCCUUUGCACUUGUAAUCAUGAGUUCAAACGUGCUUUGUUUACACUGUUCGCGUCUUGCUGCAAAUCAUCAUCAAGCAAUUGAUUGUGAUUCUUGCGGAGGAUGGCAACAUCAUGCUUGUAACACUGGAUGGCACCGCAGAUUGAAUUACAUUACCAAUGGACCACCUCCCUUCUACAUCCUAGUUGAAAAACUACAUGAAGAGUCACAGCGCCUAAGUCUGCAGAUGAAGCUAGUGUCAGAAAGUAAGCUGAAAAAAGCUCAGAGGAAACAAGUGAGGUCUAUGCAGACAAAGAUUUUUAAUAUGUGGGAGCAAUAUGAAUCGGACUCCUUGACAACAUCUAAACUGUUAAAGAAACUUUCACGUGUUUAUGCACCAGUGUUUGAAUAAUUCAGAUGAUUAGACAUUUCAUG